Xiphias gladius (swordfish) is the source of this 9674-nucleotide messenger RNA. RefSeq names its product laminin, alpha 1 (gene lama1). The record is from RefSeq and is a predicted model, not a curated record. Gene Ontology annotation, biological process: cell adhesion; camera-type eye development; regulation of embryonic development. The transcript is spliced from 64 exons. Lineage: Eukaryota; Metazoa; Chordata; Actinopteri; Istiophoriformes; Xiphiidae. Gene Ontology annotation, molecular function: signaling receptor binding; extracellular matrix structural constituent. Gene Ontology annotation, cellular component: basement membrane. Bases 232 to 9453 code for a protein of 3073 amino acids.
GAGAGGUAAAGUCACUGUGGCGUUCCAGCAGAGACUCUGCAGCAACACAUUCAACACAUUCCUCUGAGCCAGAUUUAUUCUGCCAGUUUAAUACUGGUUCAAAUGCAACGAGAACUGGAGUCCAAUCAGACACAGUCUGACUCCAGUUAGUACUAGUUAAACUCCAGUUAGUCAUAGUUUAACUCCAGGUAGAAACUGUUAGAAACGUCAGUUUAACUGGUGUCUGCAGAGAUGAAGUUGCUGCUUUUGUUGCUGCUGAUUGAGCAAACUGCAGCUCAGCAGAGAGGUCUGUUUCCGGCCAUCUUGAACCUGGCCAGUAACGCAGUGAUAAGCAGCAAUGCGACAUGUGGAGAUCCAGAACCUGAAGUUUACUGUAAACUGGUUGAACAUGUUCCAGGACGAAGAAUCAAGAAUCCACACUGUCCCAAAUGUGAUGCCAACUCAGUCUUGUCCAAAGAACGUCAUCCGAUCACAAACGCCAUCGAUGGGACAAAUCAGUGGUGGCAGAGUCCAAGUAUCAAGAAUGGACGACAGUUUCACUGGACCACCAUCACACUGGACCUCAAACAGAUUUUUCAGGUUGCCUACAUCAUCAUCAAGGCAGCUAACUCUCCUCGCCCAGGUAACUGGAUCCUGGAGCGCUCUCUGGAUGGUGUGACCUUUGACCCCUGGCAAUUUUACGCCAUCAGUGACUCUGAGUGUUUGACUCGUUACAACAUCACACCAAGACUCGGACCGCCGACCUACAAGAGUGACACUGAGGUCAUCUGUACGUCUUACUACUCCAGACUGAACCCACUGGAGCAUGGAGAGAUCCACACCUCUCUGAUUAACGGGCGACCUGGUGCCGACGAUUUGACCUCUGACCUCCUGAACUUCACCUCGGCUCGUUACAUCAGAUUGAGACUUCAGCGCAUCAGAACUCUGAAUGCCGACCUGAUGACACUGAGUGUCCGUGACCCUCGAGACAUUGACCCCAUUGUCACCCGGAGGUAUUAUUACUCCAUCAAAGACAUCUCUGUUGGCGGGAUGUGUAUCUGUUACGGACACGCUCAGAGCUGCCCACUGGACCCUGUUACCAAGAAGCUGCAGUGUGUGUGUGAACACAACACCUGUGGAGAGAGCUGUAAUGAGUGUUGCCCUGGUUACCACCAGCAGCCAUGGCAACCAGGAACUGUCUCAGAGGGAAACACAUGUGAAAAGUGUAACUGUCACAACAAAGCAGUCAACUGUUUCUACAAUCAAACCAUCUCUGAACUAUUUUUGAGUUUAAACUCUCACGGCGUUCGUCAGGGAGGUGGCGUUUGUAUCGACUGUCAACAAAACACAGCCGGCAUCAACUGUGAGACCUGCAGAGAUGGAUACUACAGACCUGCUGGAGUUUCUCCAUAUUCGGACUCCCCUUGUUUUGAGUGUAACUGUGAUCUGAGAGGAUCAAAGUCUUCAGUCUGCACCAGAGACAACACCCAGCCAGGUGUGUCUGCAGGUCAGUGUGUGUGUCAGGAAGGUUUUGCAGGUCAACAGUGUGAUCGUUGUGCAUUCGGAUACAGAGAUUUUCCUCAGUGUGUUCGCUGUGAGUGUAACCUGUGGGGCAGCAUCAACACCGACCCCUGCAGGUCCUGCACCUGCAAGGUGAACGUGAUGGGAGCUCACUGUGAUCUGUGUAAACCAGGUUUCUACAACCUGCAAGAGAAAAAUCCGCUCGGCUGCACCGACUGUUUUUGCUUCGGUGUAUCCAACGUCUGUGAGAGCUCCACCUGGUCUACAGCUCAGGUGUUUCAUACAGAUGCUUGGCUCCACCCCUUUCUGUCCCACCACACCCUCCCUGUAGUCCAUGGCAACGACCUCCCCAUUCCCAGCAACACCUCCUCUGGUCAAACCCAACAAGUGCUGUCGUGGGCAGCACCGACCAGUUUCCUCAGCAACAAGCUGGUGUCUUAUGGAGGUUACCUAAACUACUCAGUGGUAUAUGAUGUCCCAUUGGACAAUGAAGACCACUCUCUCCCCACCCACUCUGACAUCAUCAUUGAGGGUAAUGGCCAGGCUCUUCGUCUCUCACCACAUCUCCUCCUCUUCCUCUCUCCGCUGGCCGAGCGCUCAGUUGCCGUGGCAAUGGUCCCGCAGCAAUUCGUGGAUGAACAGACAGGUGUUCAAGUAACCCGUGACGACCUGCUGUCGGUCCUCGCUGAUAUAACAUCACUGAGGGUCAGAGUUCACCUGAACACCUCCGCUGACGGGCCAAUACGUCUCAGUUCAGUAUCUCUGGAUGUUGCUGACUCUGGAUCAGUUUCUGGGGUGCAGGCGGUUGCGGUGGAGACGUGUGAAUGUCCGUGGGGUUACAGUGGCACUUCUUGUGAGGCAUGUCUCCCAGGUUUCUACAGAGUGGGAGGAGUAUUGUUUGGAGGAAACUGUAUGAAGUGUGAGUGUAAUGAUCAUGCUACUGAGUGUGACAUCAACGGAGUUUGUUUGGGUUGUACCCACAACACAACAGGUCCUCAAUGUGAUCAGUGUCUCCCUGGUUUCUAUGGCGACUCCACUGAGGGGACAACAGACGACUGUCGGUUGUGUCCGUGUCCCCUGACAGAGCCGUCCAACAGUUUCAGUCCCACCUGCGUGUUGGAGGCACCUGGUCAGGUGUCAUGUGAUCAGUGUCAGGACGGAUACACAGGGAGGAACUGUGAGAGGUGUGCCAGUGGUUACUAUGGUAACCCACAGGUGGUGGGCGGGGUCUGUGUUCGCUGUGAGUGUAACGAUAACGUGGACAUCAGUGAACCUGGACACUGUGACACCAUCACUGGGGAGUGUUUGCGUUGCCUCGGCAACACGGCUGGGAGACACUGUGAGGUCUGUCAGCCUGGUUACUAUGGAGACGCCGUUCACGCCAAGGACUGUCUGGAGUGCGGCUGUGAUGUCAGUGGUGCCCUCUCCGGUGUGUGUCAUGUCACGACGGGUCAGUGUUUGUGUAGAGAAAACGUUACAGGACGCACCUGUGACCGCUGCCUGUCGGGGUUCUUCGGGCUGCAGAGUAGGCAGGGCUGCCAGGCCUGCAGCUGCAGCCAAUCUGGAUCUGUUUCUGAGUCAUGUGAUGAGGAGGGCCGGUGCCAGUGUGUGGAGGGUGUGAGCGGAGACAAGUGUGACCACUGUAGUCGUGGUUACUAUGGUUUCAAUGGCAAAGGCUGCACAGCAUGCACCUGCGAUCACACCUGGGGGAACUGCAACCCCAAGAAUGGAGAUUGCAUCUGCCCCGCCCACACAGAGGGAGAAACCUGCGACAGGUGUGAGACAGGUUACUGGGGUCACAACCCAGCCACAGGCUGCAAGGCGUGCAGCUGCAGCAUAGCAGGAAGCUCCGCCCCUCAGUGCGAUCUCAUCAAUGGGCAGUGUCGGUGCAGGGAGGGGUUCUCUGGCAGGUCAUGUGACCAGUGUGCACCUGGUUACCAUGGUUACCCAGCAUGCUCAGCAUGUGGUUGUGACACGGCGGGAACAGAAGAGAAGUUCUGCAACACAACGCUGGGAGUGUGUGAUUGUCGACACACCGGAGAGUGUGUGUGCAAGGUGGGUGUGUCGGGUCAACGUUGUGAGGAGUGUGUCUCUGGUUGGUUCGGUUUGUCAGCUGUGAAUCCAGACGGCUGCUCUCAGUGUUUCUGUUCAGGACUGAGCCACGACUGUGAGGAGCAGGGAGGACUCACCAGAGUAACAAUCACCCUGGCUCACUCUCCCGCUCUCUUGUUAUUGGUCAGUCAGUCAAACCUACAGGGUGUAGUAUCCGGAAUUUACCAGCAGGGUGGAGACAUGCUGCUCGACACCCGUCAGCUCAACACCAGCAGGCUGGUUGGCCCACUCUACUGGAGACUGCCACCCCAGUUUGAGGGCAACCAGCUGCUGUCAUAUGGCGGCCUGCUGUCUUACAUCAUCACCUUCUAUGCUGAGGACGGUUCGGGACUGUCCAAUCAGGAGCCUCAGGUUCUGAUGAGGGGUGGGACUCUAAGGAAGAUCGUUAUAUACACUGACAUGGUAGCCCCUAACAACAGCGUCAAGACUCAGCAUGACAUCAGAAUGACGGAGCACAAAUGGAAGUAUUUUAACUCAGUGUCGGAGAAGGCAGUGAGUCACGCUGACUUCAUGUCCAUCCUUAGUAACAUCCAAUACGUCAUCAUCAAGGCUUCAUACGGAACCAGACUGCAGCAGAGCAGGAUCUCUAACAUUACCAUGGAGACAGCGGUGGAGGCGGAGUUAGAGGAAGGGUCAGAGGUAGCCAGACUGAUCGAGUCCUGCAUCUGUCCACGUGGAUACACUGGACUGUCCUGUCAGGAGUGUGCAGCAGGUUAUUUCCGUCAGCCUCAGUCUGAAUUAUCGUCUCAGAGUCAGAAGUCAAUGUUUGUUCAUCCAUGUGUUCAAUGUCGCUGCAACAACCACAGCGAGAGCUGUGACACGGAGACUGGAGACUGUCAGAACUGUCAGCAUCACACCAGUGGACGGAGCUGUGAGUUGUGUGCCCCGGGGUAUUAUGGGAACGUCAGUGGCUCCAUUAGUGACUGUUCGCUGUGUGCCUGCCCCCUACGGGACAACAGUUUCAGUCCCACCUGUGUGCCGGAGGGAGCAUUUGGUGAUUUUCACUGCACUGCCUGUCAGACAGGAUACGAGGGAAGAUACUGUGAGAGGUGUUCGGUGGGUUACUAUGGUAAUCCCUCAUUGCCUAGCGGGAGGUGUUCACGGUGUAACUGCAGCGGAUGGGGCUCUCUCCACCCGCUGUGUGACGCAUUGACCGGACAAUGUGACUGUAAGGCCGGGGUGAAAGGUCGGUCAUGUGACCAGUGUGAUGAGAAACACGUCCUGCAGGGAGGAGAGUGUGUGUCGUGUGACGAUGAGUGCACUGGCAUUCUGCUGGACGACCUGGACAAACUACACAACCACUUCCUGUCUGUCAACCUGAGUGGCGUCUCCAUGGCACCAUACCGCCAGCUGGUGGUACUAGAAAACCAGACCAGAGACAUCCAGGUGGUGUUUUCACAGAACAGCUCUUUCGCUUUCCAUCUGUCCAGAGUGGAAGAUGAGUUAAAUCACAUAACCUCUGACCUCAGUGCUUUACUGCAGCAGGUCACACGCCUGUCUAAUGACCUGGAGGAAGUGGGCUUGUCAACCAACAACAGCCUCUCCCAGGGUAACCUGCUGCUGGGGAGUAUCAGCAGUCUUCAAGACAACAUUCAGGUGCUGCAGAGGGAGGUAGGGCAUCUGAACCGGACCACAGAGGAGGAGCUUGAAUCAGCUAAUCAGACGCAUUUGCUAGUGGGGUUGGAGCUCAUGUUGGAAACCAUGAGAGCUGUCAAUCUAACAGCAGCCAACACUGCAGCAAAUCAGGAGUUCAGCCUGUCAGAGUUUCUCGUCCACUCACUGCAGAAGGACUUCCUGCCUAGCAGGGUGGUGGUUGACAACAGGUUCCACCCCAUAUCCACCUCGCUCACUGUCGGAAUAGAAACACUGCAAAAAGCACACACGCACCUAAACGACGCUGCACAACGAAACACAAAAACACAGACCCUGCUGGACAGCACACACACUCUGCUGCACGAAUACCAGUCUGUCCAUCAGAACCUGAGUGUUGAGUGUCUCUCUGUGGAUGGACUGAUGGAGGAGGGUCAGCUGUUGCUGGACGACACCAUCAGCCUGACAGAAGAGUUAACAAACACCACUGCACAGGUUGAGGUGUUGGGUGGUCAAAUGGAUCAGUGGCGCCCCCUGUUGAGGAAACAGGUGGACGGUUUAGUUGUUGGACUGAAGAUGACAGACGCUCUGGAGAACGUUUACCGUGCAGAGAGCCACGCCCACCUGCUGCAGAGCCAUGCCCACUCCGUGCACAGCUCUCUGUCGUCGGUGUGUAACGUGUCUCAGAAUGGCAGCCGAUUGGUUCAUCUCGAUAGUGACAUCACAGAGCAAGUUGACUCUGCCCAGCAGGUGGCCUUGAUUGCCCAUGUCUCUGCCUCCGUCGCUCUCAACAUGACCAUCCAAUCAGAGCAGCCACUGUCAGGGGAAAGCAGAGCCAAACUGAACAUCAGCUCUGUUGUUUUACAAGAAAGUCGACGAAUCAACGAGACAGCUGAAGACUUGCAGCUGGAUGUAUCCAUGGUAACCAGCAGACUGGGAUCGGUCAGAGAGAGUGUCCGUAAUUCGAGCCUCCUCCUCCGUCAGCCAAUCAGAGAACUGCAGAGCCUCUCUAACGGUUCAUCCGUGUCAUUGCAGCAGGCUCAUCUUCAGGCUGCAGUAGCACACUCCAGCCUGCAGGAGGCGCUGCAGCAGCUGCAGAGACUCAGAACUCAGCUGCAGGAUUCUUCUUCUGUGGUGGAAAAGACCAGCAACACAGUUAGGGAGACCAACCAGCUGGUGACUCAGACACACACUGCAGCCAAUGAGGCGCAGCGUAAACUGGAGGAGGCGGAGCAUCGUACAGACCGUCUGAUGGAGCGGAUAAAGCCGCUGAGCUUGCUGGGAGAAACACUGAGCAGGAACCUGUCUGACAUUAGAGAGCUGAUCGACCAGGCCCGAAGACAGGCUGCAUCGAUAAAGGUGGCGGUGCAGGCGGACAGAGACUGUGUUCGAUACUACAGAUCACAGAUUGAGUCCAGUAACUUCAACACUUUGACUCUGAUCCUGAAGACGUCCAGUCCAGAUAACCUGCUCUUCUACCUGGGCAGCAACACCACGGUAGACUACCUGGCAGUAGACAUGCAUAAUGGGAAGGUGUCUCUGGUGUGGGAUGUGGGCUCAGGCAGCACCAGGCUGGAGUUUCCUGGACUAGACAUCACCAACAACAGGUGGACCAGAAUCAACGCUACACGGUUUGGGGCCCACGCUUCUCUGUUAGUCCAUCAGCUGGAGUCCGAGUCUGCUCCGUUGCCCGCGGUAACGGCAUCAUCACCAGGAUCAUCCCGAGUUUUAGACAUCGACAGAAACACAAUGAUCCACAUCGGAGGCCUGGGAGCUCAGACUCAGAGCCCUGCAGCGCUGAGGUCCUCCACCUUUCAGGGCUGUCUGGGUGAAGCAUCGCUCAACGAGAGAAACAUCGGACUGUGGAACUACGACAGCAGAGAGGGGGAGUGUGGAGGCUGCUUCAGCAGUCCCCAAGCGGAGGAGACUUCCUUCCACUUUGAUGGAUCAGGAUUCUCAUUGGUCCAGAAGUCUCUGCGUGCGACCUCCACCUCGAUCGUCCUGCUGUUUAAAACUCUGUCGCCGAGCGGAUUGCUGCUCUACCUGGCCUCCAACAACACUAGAGACUUCCUGUCCAUGGAGCUGGUGGAGGGGCGUGUCCGCCUGACCUUUGAUCUAGGUUCAGGUGCUCUGAUCCUGACCUCCAACAGGAAGUACAACACUGGGGUGUGGUACAAGAUCACCCUGCAGAGGAACAAACGCAAAGGUUACCUGUCCAUCAUGGCUGCUGAUCAAUCAUCAGAGAAGGAGGUGUUGGAAGCGGAGUCUCCUGGGAUGGCCUCCGACCUGAACCGCUCUGACCUCGACCCCAUCUACAUCGGAGGACUUCCUGCCUACAGACCAAUCAGACGACAGGUGGUGUCCAGGUCGUAUGUCGGCUGUAUAAAGAACGUGGAGAUCGCUCGGUCCAACUUCGACCUGCUGAGAGACGCAUAUGGAGUCAGGAAGGGCUGCAUACUCGAGGCGGUGCGGAGUGUGUCAGUGCUGGCCGGAGGCUUCGUUCAGAUCACUCCUCCUUCAUUCCGUCAGGAGGCAGAGCUUCUCUUCUCCUUCUCCUCCAACAACCAAUCAGGAGUCCUACUGGCUGCCUUCAGUGACGACCACUCACACAGACAGCAAUUCCUGUCUGUUCACUUGGUCUCAGGUGCAUUAGAGGCAGAGUUUGGUGAGGUGGCCGGAGCCACUCGGAGGGUGAUCGUGACGAAACCUGAUGGGGGGUCCUUCAGUGACGGAGAGAAACACUCUGUGAUUAUCACCAUCAACAGGAAGUCUCUGUUCCUGCUGGUGGACGAAGAUCACCUGAAGUCUGUUUCUAUGUUGCCGGGUGGAUUUUCUCGUUUUUCUCCAGCCUCCUUCUUCAUUGGUGGGCUGCCCUCAGGGGAGGAGUCCCGUCUACCAGUCAGACUACAGACUUUAUCCAGGUGGUUCAGAGGCUGCAUCCAACACCUGGUGGUCGGUGGAGCACUUAUCGACCUAUCGGGAGCUCUGAGGUAUGAGGGGGCGGAGCUUGACAGCUGCCUAUUGAAGGAGAGGGCUGGGGGGGCGGUGCUUCCUGAUGACCAGGAUGUAGAACCUACUCCUGACCCCGCCUACAUGCCUGUAGCCCCACCCACACAUCUGAGCGCCCUGACACCUGGAACACUAACGUGUGUGUCAGAGGUGGAGCCAAGUUUCCUGCCAUCAGCGGCUCAGUUUGGUUCAUCCAAACACAGUCACAUGACCUUCAUCAUCAACCCCAAUACUGUCAGGAAGAGUGUCUCAGUGAGGUUGUCGGUUCGAAGCCGCGCUCUGGAUGGGUUGAUUCUCCUCCUCUCUGACUCCAAACAUAUGGACUUCAUCGUCCUGAGACUGACGGGGGGGAGAAUGAUGGUGUCAGCCGACCUAGGGAAAGGCCCUGCCUCCAUCACCUCAUCUGUCGCCAUUAACGACGGAGACUGGCACGCUGUUACUGCCGAGGUCAGCCGGCGGUUGGUGUCAGUCUCGGUCGAUGGUUCGAGUCCAGAUUCUGUGACAGUUAAAGGAAACCAGCUGGACGUGGACAACAGACUUUACCUGGGAGGACUACCACACACACAUACCACCAGACGGAUCAAUGUGAGCACCAGCUUUCAAGGCUGUGUUCGCUCUGUCAGUCUGAAUGGAGCUACGUUGGAUCUGACCAAGCCAGCCUUGCAGCAUGAUGUCACUUCCUGUUUCACCAAAGACCAGACAGGAAGUUACUUUAACGGCAGCGGCUAUGCCAUCCUCAUGCAUGAUGGGUAUAAAGUUGGCUCAGACGUGUCGGUGACUUUGGAGUUUCGAACGAGUCAAUCAGAGGGGGUGUUUUUAGGAAUCAGCAGUGCGAAGGUUGACGCCAUUGGACUAGAGUUGAUCAAUGGACAGGUGGUGUUUAACGUGAAUAACGGGGCUGGUCGAGUGUCAGUGCGUUCAAUUGGUCAGGUGUUGUGUGAUGGACAGUGGCACCGCCUGCUGGCCAGAAAAACCAAACACAGCCUGAGUCUGAGUGUAGAUGGGCGGAGUUACACCACCCCCAACCCCUACCCACAAUCCACCUCUGCUGAGACCAACAACCCUGUCUACCUGGGAGGUUAUCCAGUGGGUGUUAAACAGAACUGCCUGUCGAUCAGUUCCAGGUUCAGAGGUUGUUUGAGGAACCUGCAGCUCGUUAAGUCGCACCUGAGCAAUACUCUCAACCUGAGCUCCGCCCACUUCCUGUUGGGUGUCACACCUAACUCGUGUCCUGUUGCCUAGCAAUGCCCAGCUGGGCUUUGAUUGGUCCACUAACAGUCUGAUCGGACAGAUGAAUUGAUUUGACUAUUGUAGAGAUGAUUGUGGUCUGAAAAGUUUUAGAUACCUUCCUGUCUGUUAGCAGCUGAUUAUUUUUACAUUUCCAAUGUCUGUGUUUUUUUAUGCUCCCUGUAACUUUGAUGUAAUUCUCUCUACAUGAAUCAUUAAAGAUUAUCUGAAAAUUA